UUUUCCCGGUUGAGGCCCGGUCCGCCUGCCCGAGAAAGUCGCCUGGGUCCCGGGUGACGGCGGGUCAAAGCCCCCCGAAAUGGGAUUUGUUAAAGUUGUUAAAAGCAAGGCGUACUUCAGGAGGUACCAAGUGAAAUUUAGGAGGAGGAGAGAGGGAAAGACUGACUAUUUUGCACGCAAACGUUUGGUGGUACAAGAUAAAAACAAGUACAACACACCAAAGUACAGGAUGAUUGUACGAUUUACCAACCGGGACAUCACAUGCCAGAUUGCAUAUGCUAAGAUUGAGGGUGAUAUUAUUGUAUGUGCUGCUUAUGGUCACGAACUGCCAAAGUAUGGCAUAAAGGUCGGGCUUACAAACUACGCAGCAGCCUAUUGCACAGGUCUGCUUCUGGCCCGCAGGCUGCUGAACAAAUUUGGGUUGGACAAGAUCUACGAGGGAAUGGUGGAAGUUACUGGUGAUGAAUACAAUGUGGAGAGCAUUGACGGAAAGCCUAGUGCUUUCACUUGUUACUUGGAUGCUGGUCUUGCUCGAACUACCACAGGCAACAAAGUCUUUGGAGCUUUGAAAGGUGCAGUGGAUGGUGGCUUGUCUAUUCCACACAGUACUAAACGAUUUCCUGGCUACGACUCUGAGAGCAAGGAGUUCAAUCCUGAAGUCCAUCAUAAACACAUCUUCGGAUUGAAUAUUGCUGAGUACAUGCGGAACCUUGUAGAAGAGGAUGAAGAUGCCUACAAGAAACAAUUCUCUCAAUACAUAAAACACGGAGUCACAGCUGACAAGAUAGAGGAUAUGUACAAGAAAGCCCAUGCUGGCAUCCGAGAGAACCCAAUCCAUGAGAAGAAACCCAAGAAGGAAGUGAAGAAAAAGAGGUGGAACCGUGCCAAGUUGUCAUUGGAGCAGAGAAAGAAUCGGGUCGCUCAAAAGAAAGCCAGCUUCUUACGAGCACAGGCACAGACACAAGACAGUUAAACAGUUGCCUUUCAUCAUUGUUAAUAAAAAAAUUCUACAAACACACAAGACAAAGCAUGUAAACUUUGUCCUAAUAAAUUC
Molecule: messenger RNA, 1054 nt
Organism: Callorhinchus milii (elephant shark)
Lineage: Eukaryota; Metazoa; Chordata; Chondrichthyes; Chimaeriformes; Callorhinchidae
Gene: rpl5b
Product: ribosomal protein L5b
Exons: 8
Coding region: 80-973 (297 amino acids)
Biological process (GO): translation; ribosomal large subunit assembly
Cellular component (GO): cytosolic large ribosomal subunit; ribosome
Molecular function (GO): 5S rRNA binding; structural constituent of ribosome
Source: RefSeq, marked provisional